AUGGCUUCAAGUCCCGGAGCCGGUCAUGGUUCAAAUUCAAAUUCUGAUAAUGGGGACGACAAGAAAAAAACAACGAACGUUUCCGCUGCCCUUCAAGGAGCAACUCUGGCAUUCGCAUCGCAAGCCAGCCAAAAACAGCCACGGAACAGCGGGAGCCCAGAGAGGAGGAUACCACAAACCAGGCAGCCAGCGGGGCGAACUAUCCAUGAUGGAGCUCGAAGAGCAGCUCUGAUCGCGGACGCCGCUGCAGCCCAAAGUCGAGCCACUACUGAUACUGACCGGGGUGGUGAUGAACAUCUGGUUUCAGCAAGCACUGGAGCAGCAGUGAAAGACAGGAUUCAGCUCUUUUCUCAUCCAGACAAUAGUGGUGGUGGUGGAGGUUCUACCGCAGGAGAAACUCAAGUUCCACAGCUUGCGAAGGCUGUAACCUCGGUCCAGAGCAACGACCAAACGGCCUAUGAUAGAAUAGUGACGCAGCCAAAAAUAGGGCCUGAAUACCACCCCCAGCGCAUUGCAGCUAAACUUGCUGUGGAUAGGUCUGCUACUGGACCCAAGGCAAGAUCAAGGUCCCCGUCCCGGGCCGCCUCUGUUACCACGAUAAGCUCGCCGCGAGCCAGGGAAUUUCGAGAGUUAAUUACACAUGAGGCCCAUCGUAUCCCAAAUUCGCCAGCUAGCCGUGAAGAGGACGACAGUGGUGCCAUUAUUACGAGCUCAAGGAGGGACAAAGGCAAUGCACCUCCAGAUCCGGAGGUGACCGAUGCAGGAGAGCCCUCAGCUGCACAAAACAUGCCAACGCAGCAGAAAUAUGGAGUCAAUACCCCUCCUCUGCUUCCGAAUAGGUCAGUAAUGACCAGAGAUCGAUCUUUAACGAAAAAUAUGGAUUCCGAACCUGACCAAGGACCUCUUCCACCACCUCCUCCUCCGCGGCGUGGUAGAGCCCUCACUCCACCUCCAGCUCUACCCCCAAGAUCAUCUACAGCUCCUCAGCGCAAGGAGAAACCGCCGCCUCCAGCAUCACGGCAAUCGACUACGACGACAUCUUCAAUCAUCGACAGACCUCUGACCCCUCGUAAACCACUCCCUUCCUUGCCUCAGCACAAUCCGCGUCCACAUCCACUCCCGCAUGCCCGGCCAACACCGCUACAAGCCCAGCAUUCUGGGGUUUCUGAGAGUGCCUUGGCCGAUGCAAUCGCAGCGUCAACACUAGCAUCACGACGCACUCCAUCACCAUCCAAACAUCAUGGCAAUAGCAAUAACAACCCUCCUCCGCUACCGCCUAGUCGACGAUCAAGGUCUCGCUCGUUUCUUCAGGUUAGCCACAGUGGCAACAGGAGCGACCGCCAUGACCGGUCAGGAAAAGGAGACGAUGGCCAAAACAACAGGACUCCUAGUCCCAGCAAGACGACGACCAUGAAACGGACAAUGCGUGCCCCUGCCCUACCUGGGCCGGACUUUGCAGCCGGCGAGAGACACAGAAGCAAGGAACACAGCCGGAAAAUCAUCCGAACGCACCCGCAUAAGCAUCGGGAAGGCGAUCGCAAGCGUUGGCGUGACAAGGUGACUGCUGCGGAAAGAAAGCGCUACGAAGGGGUAUGGGCGGCGAAUAAAGGUCUGUUCAUCGGUGCGCAUGAACAGGUCAAUAUCAAAGAUAGGUCUGUUAUCCUCGAGGAGACUGUAUUGAGCAUAGUUGUCCGGGACAUCUGGACUCGGAGCAGACUACCGACCCAGCUGCUGGAACAGAUCUGGAAUAUCGUCAGCCACCAUGCAUACGGGCUGUUGACUCGGGAGGAAUUUGUCGUAGGGAUGUGGCUGAUCGACCAGUGCCUGAAAGGGCACAAGCUACCUGUCAAGGUAUCACAGAGCGUAUGGGACAGCGUGCGAGUGGUUUCUUCAGGAGAGUUCAGAGGCCAUUAA
Nannizzia gypsea CBS 118893 is the source of this 1914-nucleotide messenger RNA. RefSeq lists its product as hypothetical. The record is from RefSeq and is a predicted model, not a curated record. The coding region runs from base 1 to 1914 and encodes 637 amino acids. The transcript has a single exon. Gene Ontology annotation, molecular function: protein binding. Lineage: Eukaryota; Fungi; Ascomycota; Eurotiomycetes; Onygenales; Arthrodermataceae.